GAUCAAAAGAUGGGCCAACUAUCGUCCGUCGUGAUGCCCCUCAUCGAAAUUGGAGCAUUGGGAUUCGCAACCUAUGUCUUCGUCUACUCUUUGUGCAUUCAGUACCUUCUGGCGCCAUCAUCCGAAUUGCGAUCACGUGGGAUUCAACCAAGAAAAGGCGCUGCCAUCGCCCUCAUCACCAUCUAUGUUCUUCUCGUUUUGAUCAUACUCCUCACGUGGCUUCGCAUGCUGCAAGUGAUUUGGACGAAUCCGGGCAUUGUACCCUUGGGGCAUCCAGACUCAGAAAAGCAGGACGUGGGCUGGAUGGGAAUUGAAAAGUACGACGCAUUCAUCUCCGAUUACGAAGGGAAUCCACAGUGGUGUGACAAGUGCCACAACUGGAAGCCCGACCGCGCUCAUCAUUGCCGCGAGUUGAACCGCUGCGUGCGCCGUAUGGAUCAUUACUGCCCUUGGGCGGGAGGAAUCAUCUGUGAAGGAACCCACAAAUUCUUCAUCCAAUUCGUAUUUUACGGUGCGCUGUAUACGACAUUCUCUUGGAUACCUGUCGCCAUAUUUUUAGCUGAACGGAUUCGAGUGUUGGGUAGCAAGCCCGGAAUAUGGAUCGCCAUGUUACCUCUUUGCGGAAUCUUUAUGAUCUUCACCGUCACAAUGUUCUUCAUGACGUUUUGGAACCAGUCAAUCAACUAUACGACAAUAGAAACUCUGCAGCGAGGUGGAGUACAUAACAUUUCCAUGUUGGUGACCCGAAGAGAUCCUAGUACGCAGACUUCGCGCAGGAAUUCGUCGAGCCAUAACGCCAGAGAGAAGCCAAACGUUUUGAGGGAGGUUACACGCAGCGACGGACGCGAAUAUGUCGUGUUCCAGACGCAGCCCUAUGUCAACCCAUGGGACAUCGGCAGCAUGGAGAAUCUGCGCACCAUCAUGGGGAAUAGCAUCGUACAAUGGAUCCUUCCGUUCCAGACAAGCCCAUGCAUCAAGCGAGACGAUGUCAGAGGUCAAUAUGGUUGGAGCAGAGAAGUGAUAGACAUGGCGAGUGAUUGGGAACGGGACCAUCCGGAUCGACGUGUUGUCCUUUUGAGUCAUACGAGAAGG
Molecule: messenger RNA, 1092 nt
Organism: Paraphaeosphaeria sporulosa
Lineage: Eukaryota; Fungi; Ascomycota; Dothideomycetes; Pleosporales; Didymosphaeriaceae
Product: zf-DHHC-domain-containing protein
Exons: 1
Biological process (GO): peptidyl-L-cysteine S-palmitoylation; protein targeting to membrane
Cellular component (GO): Golgi apparatus; endoplasmic reticulum
Molecular function (GO): protein-cysteine S-palmitoyltransferase activity
Source: RefSeq, a predicted model, not a curated record